This is a messenger RNA of Danaus plexippus (monarch butterfly), 1962 nucleotides long. Its product is annotated as carcinine transporter. The coding region runs from base 188 to 1948 and encodes 586 amino acids. Gene Ontology annotation, biological process: transmembrane transport. Gene Ontology annotation, cellular component: membrane. The transcript has 13 exons. Gene Ontology annotation, molecular function: transmembrane transporter activity. The record is from RefSeq and is a predicted model, not a curated record. Lineage: Eukaryota; Metazoa; Arthropoda; Insecta; Lepidoptera; Nymphalidae.
UAAAACAAUUGAUGGAAUAUUUCACUCUGCUUAAACGGUGUUCGAGGGACGGACAUUGAGACGAGAAUUGAUACACACUGAAUAGUGCGCCUUUUAAAAAGUUAUAGAUCAACAUCUAAAGCUUCAGGUUUAGUUGCCAGGAAGACGUCAGAAAAAGUGUCUUUUAAGGGAAAAGCGGAGUUUGAGGAUGGAAUCACAUGAGAAGGUGGUCGAGGUCCUGGGCGGAAGCCGCGACCUUGACCAUGGACAAAUAGAAAUGCAAAACACCAGGGUAAACGGUUCAAGAACUUCAAAGCCACAGCUCAAAGAUCUUGACGACUUGUUCCCGUAUAUCGGAGAAUUUGGCUGGUACCAACGGAUUCUGUUCCUCCUCAUGAUACCCUACUCUUUCUUCUUCGCGUUCGUCUACUUCUCUCAGAUAUUCAUGACCAUUGUGCCAGAGGAACACUGGUGCUUUGUCCCUGAACUGGCCAACCUGACUGUGGAAGAGAGGCGCUAUCUCUCGAUCCCAAUGAAAGAUAAUAGUAAAUAUGAAAAGUGCCACGUAUACGACGUGGAUUGGUCGAAGGUGUUAGACACGGGGGUCCUAACACCGGAUUCUAAUUGGCCAGUGAAGAAAUGUGAGCAACAAUGGGAAUAUAACUAUACUGAUGUCCCCUAUGAGACGAUCGCAAGUCAGCUGGAUUGGGUGUGUGACAGAGACAACUAUGCCGCAACUGCCCAAUCAGUUUUCUUUUGUGGGUCCAUCAUCGGAGGGCUAAUAUUUGGAUGGGUGGCUGAUAAAUUUGGGCGAGUUCCAGCUAUACUGGGUACGAACAUGGCUGGUUUCUUGGCGGGGGUCGGAACUGCGUUUGCGAACAGCUUCUGGUCUUUCUGCCUCUGCAGAUUCCUCGUGGGCCUGGCCUAUGACAAUUGUUUUAUGGUCAUGUACAUAGUCGUGGUCGAAUACGUUGGUCCAAAAUGGCGUACCUUCGUUGCCAACAUGUCUAUAGCAGUUUACUUUACAUUCGCUGCAUGUCUUCUACCGUGGAUAGCGCUGGCCGUGGCUGACUGGAAGAUGUACACGCUGAUAACCAGCGUGCCAUUGGUGCUGGCUAUUUUCACGCCAUGCGUAGUUCCUGAAAGCGCUAGAUGGCUUAUAUCCCAGGGACGUAUAGACGAGGCUCUUAAGAUAUUGAAGAAAUUUGAAAGAAUAAACAAGAAGAAAAUACCUGAUGAAAUAUUUAAAGAAUUUAAGGACACCGCCACAAAAAUAGCAAAAGCCGAAGAAGAGAUCAGGAAUUAUUCUUUUUUGGAUCUCUUCAAGACCCCUCGCCUGCGGCGUCACAGUCUUCUUUUGUUGGUCAUCUGGAUGUCGAUAGCCAUGGUCUUCGACGGUCACGUCAGGAAUGUCGGUUCUCUGGGCUUGGAUAUCUUCCUGACAUUCACAGUCGCUACCGCCACAGAGUUUCCCGCUGACGUUCUGCUGACUUUGACCCUGGAUAUUGUCGGUCGUAGAUGGCUCGCUUUCGGAUCCAUGUUGUUAAGUGGUAUAUUCAGUUUCCUCGCGACAACGGUGCCUCAUGGUGUACCAUCAGCAACAUUGGCUAUAAUCGGUCGCUUUGCUGUGAACAUAUCCUUCAACAUCGGCAUGCAGUACGCGGCGGAGUUAUUACCAACUGUGGUGAGGGCCCAGGGUCUGGCACUGAUACACAUCACGGGUUACGUGGCUACAAUACUUGUGCCAUACAUCGUGUAUUUGGCAACAAUAUCUCCUAUCAUUCCUCUUCUAAUCCUUGGAACCAUCGGAAUCUUCGGUGGCUGUCUCUGCCUCUGUCUCCCAGAGUCCCUGGGCAAGGAUAUGCCGCAGACUUUGCAGGACGGAGAAAAUUAUGGAAAGGAGCAGAAAUUCUGGGACUUCCCCUGUUUUAAGAGGAAAAACCAGGUUCCAGUGGAAAACAGAUACUGAAAUCGAAUAAAUCG